GCUGUCCCAGACACAAUGUCUAUUUUAAUAUCUUUAAUUGUUUUGCUGUUUUCUGGAACGACUUUUUGCCAAGAGAAAACGUAUGUCCUCACAGCACCAAARAUCUUCCGAGCUGGGUCCCCAGCGAAAGUUGUAGUUCAAGCAUUUGGUUACGAUGAGCAAUUUCAAGUCAAAGUUGCCCUAAAGAGCUUUCCAGAUAAACGUACUGUGUAUUCAGAUGGUUUGAUUUCCUUAACUCCUGCCAACAAAUUCCAAGAUGCUACAACUUUAACAGUUCAACCAACAGAUUUACCAAGAACAGAUAAUUCAGACAAAUAYGUGUAUUUGGAAGCUGUUUCUCCACACUUUACAAGAUUUAAGAAAGUUCCUGUUUCCUAUGAGAAUGGGUUUCUUUUUAUUCAUACGGACAAACCAAUUUAUACUCCUGAUCAAUCAGUGAAAAUCAGAGUUUACUCUCUGAAUGAGGAACUGAAGCAAGCUCUGAGAGAGAUUGUCCUAACUUUUGUGGAUCCUGAAGAGGUAGAAGUGGAUAUUAUGGAAGAAAAGGAUUUUACUGGAAUAGUUUCUUUUCCUGACUUCAAGAUUCCUUCUAAUCCUAAAUAUGGAGUUUGGAAGAUUAAAGCCAAGUAUAAGAAGGAUUUUGUAACCUCUGCUGAGGCAAAAUUUGAAGUUAAGGAAUAUGCACUGCCAAGCUUUUCAAUUGUCAUCGAGCCGGAGCAUAACUAUAUUAGUUCAGAUACAUUUGAGAAGUUCAGGAUUGUGGUGAAAGCCAGCUAUUUUUACAACAAAAAGCUUCCGAGUGCUGAGGUUUUUCUUCGUUUUGGGAUAAUUGAAGAAAGUGAGAAAAGAAUGAUGCCUCAGGCACUACUUGUAACGAGGAUGGAAAAUGGAGUUGCUGAGUUCUAUUUUAACAGURAGAGAGCAGCACGUUCUAUAGGGUUUGACAGUCUGGAAGCAUUGGAUGGGUCAUAUUUAUAUAUUGUGGCGUCAGUGUUGGAGUCUACRGGUGGCCUCAGUGGUGAAGUGGAGUUUGCUGGAGUCAGGUUUGCUGUCUCUCCUUACAAGCUGAGUUUGGUUGCUACUCCACUCUUUGUGAAGCCUGGACUUCCCUACUUCAUUAAGGUGCAGGUGAAAGACACCAUGGGUCAAUUUGUAAGAAAUGUCCCUGUAMUUGUCACUGCAAAAUCAUAUGAUGAGCAAAUGGAUGAGUCUGAGUUGAUAUCAGAGGAUUCAGAGGAUGGGAGAAGAGAAACAAGCAUCAGUGAUGGAACUGCUUUGUUUGUUGCUAAUAUCCCAAGAAACAGCAAAAUGUUGGAGUUUCAAGUAAAAACUGYAGAUCCACAUCUUUCAGAUGAAAGCCAAGCAAGUAAAACCUAUGAAGCAAGAGCUUAUUCAUCACUGAGUCAGAGUUAUCUCUAUAUUGACUGGGCUUCAAACCACAAGACCCUGGAAGUAGGGGAUGUUAUACAUGUUAAUGUUUAUCCCCAGAGUCACUACAUUGAUAAAAUACAUCACUACAGCUACUUGAUCACAUCAAAAGGGAAGAUAGUAAGCUUUGGAACGCAGAAGAGAAUUAAGGAUUUGGAAUACGAACAUGUAACUUUUCAGAUAACCCAAGACAUGGUUCCUUCAGCACGUCUUAUUGUUUACUACAUAGUCAUGGGAGAAGGAGCUGCAGAGUUAGUGGCUGAUUCAGUUUGGCUGAAUGUGGAACAGAAAUGUGGGAAUAGCCUUGAUAUUAAGCUGCAGUCAGGGGAAAGGCCRCUGAAGCCAGCAGAGGUUGUAUCACUCACCAUGACAACCCAGUUCAGCUCCUUUGUUGCUUUGUCAUCUCUUGACAAGGCAAUAUAUGGAGUCACAGGAAGAAGGAAGAGAGCAAUGGACAAGAUACUGCUGCAGUUGGAAAAGAGUGACCUUGGGUGUGGGGCYGGAGGAGGACAGAACAACGUCGCCGUGUUCCGAAUGGCCGGGCUCACCUUUCUGACCAAUGCAAACGCUGAUGACUCCAAUGAAGCAGGUGAACCUUGCCAKGAAGUGUUAAGAACCAAGCGGUCUGACUUCAGAGAAAAGAUACAGAAAAAAGUAUUCAAAUACCGAGAUCCAGAAGUCCGGAAAUGCUGCAUGGCUGGAGUUAAAGAAUAUCCAAUCUCUGAGACCUGCAACGACAGAGCUAAGAGAAUUCCGAAGAGCCAAAAGUGCAUUUCUGCAUUUGAAGAUUGCUGUGAAUUUGCCAACACGCUGCGGCGGGAAGAGCCACAUAAACUCCUCAUGUUGGCCAGAAUGCAUUUUGAGUCUGUAUUGGACCUGGAUGAGGCACAAGUUCGUAGCUACUUCCCUGAAAGCUGGUUAUGGGAAGUUCACGAAGUUCCUCCAAAGCGUGUGGUUCCUCAUAUAACCCUGCGAAAUGUCUUAAGGUCCAAGACUCUGUCUGUCACCUUGCCUGAUUCACUGACUACCUGGGAAAUACAAGSUGUUGGCAUUUCUGAUCAAGGUAUUUGUGUUGCUACACCUCUGGAAAUCCAUGUUGUGAAGGAUGUCUUCCUGAGCAUUUAUGUUCCUUAUUCUGUGGUACGAGGGGAGCAAAUUGAGUUAAAAGGAUCCAUUUAUAACCAUCAAACCUCUGCAAUUCAGUACUGUGUUAAAAUAGCAGCUGGAAAUGGAAUCUGUACUUUUGGAGACUCUGCAAGUGCUGGAUCGAGGACGCAGAGCUGUAAAUUUAAGAAGCUGGAUGGUGGUUCUUCCUCAGCAAUUACAUUCCAGAUACUCCCGUUGGAACUGGGUCUUCACACUGUCAAUUUUACACUGCUGACCCCUGGGAACAGUGAAAUUGUWGUUAAAACUUUGCGUGUUGUGCCAGAAGGCAUUAAGAGAGAACUUCAUGAAGGUUUCACUUUGGAUCCACAGGGUGUUUAUGGUUCAUUCAAGAGACUACAAGAAUUUCGAUAUAAAGUCCCACUAAAUCUGGUCCCKAAAACAGAAAUUGACAGAAGUGUCAGUGUAAAAGGAUAUCUUAUGGGUGAAGUGAUAGCCACAGUCCUGAGUCCCAGUGGCCUGCAGAUGCUGACCCAUCUGCCCAGGGGCAGUGCAGAGGCUGAGUUCAUGAGCAUUGCCCCAGUAUUUUAYGUGUUCCGCUACCUGGAGGAGUCAGAUAACUGGCACAUCCUGGGCCCUGAGACCUUGAAAUCAAGAACUCAGAUGAGGAGGAAAAUGAAACAAGGAAUUGUGAGCAUCUUGUCGUUCAGGAAUGCUGACCGCUCCUACAGCAUGUGGAAGGAUGGACAAGGGAGUACAUGGUUGACAGCUUUUGCUUUAAGGAUUCUUGGACAAGUUCAUCAAUACAUCAAGAUUGAUCAACUAUCUCUUUGUGAUUCCCUUCUGUGGCUGAUUGAUAGCUGUCAGAUGCCAGAUGGGUCAUUCCAUGAAUUUUCCACCUACCAGCCAGUGAAACUACAGGGUACAUUACCCCGAGAAGCUAAAGAAAAAUCUUUGUACCUCACAGCAUUUUGUAUUAUUGGAAUUGACAGGUCAAUUAAAAUAUGUCCUACUCAGAAAAUCCAYGAUGCCAAGAACAGAGCAGGUGAUUAUCUGGCACAGAACGUGAAGCAGGCUCAGAGCCCCUUCACCAUGGCCAUCACCUCGUACGCCCUGGCCCUGGUGGACCUGGACCAGCAGGCGGCACGGGAGGCGUUCUCAGCGCUCAAGAAGGAGGCCUAUGUCAUAGGUGACCCUCCCAUCUACAGGUUUUGGAAAGAUGCUUUCAAAGCAGAAGAUGACCCAAGCCCCAGCCCUAGCACUGCACAGAUGGUUGAAACCACAGCCUAUGCCCUGCUCACUACUUUGCUCAGAGGGGAUGAAAACUAUGCCACGCCCAUGAUCAAAUGGCUCUCUGAAGAGCAAAGACAUGGGGGAGGAUUUUAUUCCACRCAGGACACUAUUAAUGCCAUUGAGGCCUUGACUGAAUAUUCCCUUCUUGCCAAACGACUGCAUUUGGACAUGGAUGUUAAAGUAUCCUACAAAAACAAUGGACCCUUAAAAUUAUUUAAACUGACAGAAGACCAUUUCGUGGGAAGAGUUAUUGAAGCACCUUUGCAUGAUAACCUGUUUGUAAGCACUGGCAGCAGCACUGGYAUAGCUACAGUCAAUGUGAGGACAGUGUAUAACACCAUUGGUACUUCUGAAGAGUCCUGUAACUUUGAACUGAAGAUUGUUCCAAAAAGAGAUCUUGAUCACAUCAGAGGAGAUGGGGAGCCCCUGGGGCGCCUGGAGGCUUGUGCAAAGUACAGGCCCAGUGCGAGGGAGCCCCGCUCGGGGUCUGCUCAUGCUGUGAUGGACAUAGGGCUGGUCAGUGGAAUGGAAGCCAAYAGAGAGGAUUUAUCUACUCUUGCCAAUGGAGUUGAUCAGUUGAUAGCAGAAUAUGAGAUAAAAGAUGGGCRUGUUCUCGUGCAGAUUGACUCUGUGCCAGCUAAUCAGUUCCUGUGUGUUGGCUUCMGAGUAAGCGAGCUUUUCCGGGUUGGAAUGCUAAAUCCUGCUGCAUUCACUGUGUAUGAAUAUCAUGCACCAGAUAAAAAAUGCACUAUCCUUUAUAACCCCUAUGGAAAUGAGAAACUUGUGAGAUUGUGUGAAGGAGAUGAAUGCAAAUGCAUGGAAGCUGAGUGUGGUAAAGUCCAGGAGAGGCUGGGCCAGUCGGUCACUGCUGAGAGCCGCAGAGAGGCUGCCUGCCACAGGGACACUGCCUAUGUUUAUAAAGUGAACAUCUUAUCUAGCACCGAAGAAGGGUUCUUUGUGAAAUAUUCUGCAACUCUUSUGGAUCUCUAUAAAAGGGGGGAGGCUUUUGCUCAAAAAGAUAAUGAAAUAACCUUUGUUAAAAAGAAGACCUGURCAGAUGUUGAAUUGAACCCAGGAGAGCAGUAUUUAAUCAUGGGAAAAGAAGCCUUAAGGAUUAGCAUUGGUUACAGUUUCAAAUUUCAGUACCCUUUGGACUCCAGCACUUGGAUUGAGUGGUGGCCUUCAGAUGCAGCCUGUACAUCUUGUCAGGAGUUUCUGAAAACAAUGGAUGAUUUUGCUGAAGAUCUCCUCAUCARUGGCUGUUGAUUCACUUGGACACUUUUCAAAUUAACAAUCCAGGUCAAAUCUCAUUGAAAAGAAGAAAAAACCUCAUCUGUUUAGUAAAUAUUAUUACUCAUUAAUGGUUGCCCUGAAAAAUAAUCCUUGCUUGUAUUUUAUAGCAAUGUUACUACAACAGAGUAAUGUUCAAAUAUAAUUUUUAAGCUGGGAUGAGAGAAUAACACAGAACAUUGAAGUCAGAAGAAGAGGAUUGACUGURAAAACAAACAUGAAAAGUACUGUCUUGUCAUUUAAUCCCAUGUCUUCUCAGAACAUAAAUAUAUGCAGGCACUUUGUAAGCUCUCUGAAAGAAACUUUGUUCCUUAGGUUUUCCUUUUGUACUCCUUUUUUGAAUUCCUGUAUUUCAGUUCUUGACAGUAAAUGAUGCUGGUUUUAUGCUCUGCUUUCUUGUUUAAAAAAAAACCAACCAAACAAAAUUCUUCAAUCGUAUGUGUGCCUUUCAUUAUUUGUGUUUCAGGACACAGUCAACUGAAUCAAUAUCCACUGUAACUUAGGUAGAUUAAAACAAACGUUUCUUUGCAUUUGAUGGCUGAAUUUGACAGUUAAAAAUCUUGCCUUGCCUCCAGGAAAGUGGCAGAUGAAGGGCCAAUUUUCCUGCUCACAGCUCCUGGCACAAAUCAGCUUGGUUCUCAGUAAAACUGAGAAAAGAGUUUGAUACAAAGUACAGUUGCACACAGAUUUUAUUUAUAUUGAAGAGCUGCCCAAAAGCAGCCCGUCCAAGAACUUUAAAAUUACUGUUUUUCCUCUCUCUUAGGAAUAUCACAAUCCAGAACAUUUAAGAUGUGGAAAGAAGAUAGUCAGAGAUGAUGCAAUUUUUAAUUUUGGCUCUGUGAAUAUUUGACUUUUUUUUUAAUCUACCAAACUUUCUAAGAAGUGCAAGAAGAUUGCCCUGUAUCCAAUAAUAACUGGGUAUAAAUUCAAAUUGCAGGGAGAAGUAGACAGAAAUGCUCAGUGAGGUUGUCUAGACAGGCUACCUGUUAACAUUUCUACUCUGAGCUGGUAACUGUGUGUUAUGAGACCUAAUUAUCUUUUUCAAUGGCAAGGAGCAUGUCUUGUUUUCACAGGUGACUUGUGACAUUUAAGUUCUAUUAAUUUUUUGUGAGCCAGAGUGCAAAAAGGCUCCUGAGGGCCAGRAACCUGAUUGAAAAAUAACAUAUAAAAAUGCUGCUCUUAAAUAUC
Molecule: messenger RNA, 6303 nt
Organism: Malurus melanocephalus (red-backed fairy wren)
Lineage: Eukaryota; Metazoa; Chordata; Aves; Passeriformes; Maluridae
Gene: C5
Product: complement C5
Exons: 41
Coding region: 16-5091 (1691 amino acids)
Cellular component (GO): extracellular region
Molecular function (GO): protein binding; endopeptidase inhibitor activity
Source: RefSeq, a predicted model, not a curated record